AUGGCGAGGCGAGGCGGAGCCGAGGCGCGAGGGGCGGGGCGGGCUGCGGGCACUCCCCUCCGGGCCUGCCCGCCCCGCCGCUCUGCGCCGUGCUGCCGCUCUCUUGGUGCCCGCCGGGCUUGGCCACACCUGCCCCUGCCCCUGUCCCAGCCGAUGGGCAUAGCCGGGAAGCUCGCUAAAGUGGCCCGCUCGGGGUCCGUGCCCCAGGGCCUGAACUUCCUUGGGGAAGGAGUGGGAGAGGAGCAGCUUGUGAAGGGACCAGCGGGGAGAGAGGAAUGGGAAGCAGUUGUAAACCCAAGACUCAGAGACCUCCUUGCCUGCACUGUAAGGCUCUUCGCUGAGGUGGCUGACAGAGGGGUUGACCAGAAUAAGGAACUAAACUUCUCUGUCUGUGAAGAUUUUGAGAGUGGAGGUCAGAUGGCAGCACAAGGCACCGGAGAGGCCCACAGCCCAGCGUCUGAGAGGGAUAAGGACGAGGAGAUGGAGGAACCCAAGUCUCCCCCCAGAGGUGAACGUUAUCCUUCUCAGAUCACAGACAUGGAAAGACCGGGUCCCUCUAUGUGGGUUCCAGCCCUUCCCAAAUGUCCAGAGACGCCAAGACCACCCAGGAAGAGCAAGCCGCCAGUAGCUGACAACCUCUCCACACCCAAAAAUCCACGUGAGAUGACUUCGAAAGGAAACCUCUCUGCCCAAAGCGCUAAACGUGCGAGACUCUCACUUUCUCCCUUCAUGGAUGAGAAGACCUCUUUGUCUCUGGUUAAUAUCAACCCAUUCACUCCAGAGUCCUAUAGAAAAUCAGUCCUUCGAUCAAAUGAGAAAAGGAAAACCAGAGGCUACCAUGAGGAAGCGGAAGAAGGGGAAAGCAAAUCAAAACAGGUGCUGCCUACUAAGAGUAUUCUACGAGAAACUGAUAUGGCUUCCCGCUAUGAAAAGGAAUUUUUGGAGGUAGAAAAAAUUGGGGUUGGGGAAUUUGGUACAGUCUACAAGUGCAUUAAGAGGCUGGAUGGAUGCCUUUAUGCAAUAAAGCGUUCUUCAAGUCCAAUCUCGGGAUCAUCAAAUGAUAUGGAUUUGCAUGAAGUCUAUGCUCAUGCCGUGCUUGGCCAUCACCCCCAUGUGGUACGCUACUAUUCUUCAUGGACAGAAGACGAUCACAUGAUCAUUCAGAAUGAAUACUGUAAUGGUGGGAGCUUGCAAGCUGUGAUAUCCGAAAACGCCAAGUCUGGUAGCCACUUCCACGAGGCCAAACUCAAAGACCUCCUUCUACAGGUUUCCUUGGGACUUAAGUACAUCCACAGUUUUGGCAUGGUGCACCUGGACAUCAAACCCAGUAACAUCUUCAUUUGUAAUAAGUCGCAGAGUGACUCUCCUGUAGGUCCAGAAGAGGCUGAAAAUGAGGCUGACUGGUUUCUCUCUGCCAGUGUGAUGUAUAAAAUUGGUGACCUGGGUCAUGUGACAUCGAUCAGCAACCCGAAAGUGGAAGAAGGAGAUAUUCGCUUCCUGGCUAAGGAGAUCUUGCAAGAGAAUUAUCAACACCUUCCCAAAGGAGACAUAUUUGCCUUGGGGUUAACAAUUGCAAUGGCUGCAGGAGCAGAGUCAUUACCCAGUAAUGGGGACAUGUGGCAUCAUAUCCGCAAGGGGAACUUUCCAGACGUUGCCCAGGAGCUCUCAGAUGACUUUUAUGGUCUACUCAAGAGCAUGAUCCACCCUGAUCCACAGCAGAGACCUUCCGCAGCAGCACUGACCAGAAGUCAAAUUCUUUGGCCCUUCCCGGAAAGGACAGAUGAACUCCAGAAGCAACUCGACUUGGAGAAGUCCAAGGUAGCCAUACUGGAAAGGGAACUGAAAAAAGUUCAGCAAUCUCAGAGAGACAGCCAGCAUGGGGACCCUGCGAUCUCUGUCCACAAAGACUCAAAAAGCACAAGACAUCUGAUGAGAGGAGUGAAGAAUCCUCGAGAUUCACUUGUGGGGAAUUAUAACCAGCCACUUCUCACCAGCCAGCCUUUGGCCACAAGCCUUCAGAAGACAUACCGGAUGCAAGAAUGAGCCAGCUUAAAUGCACAAAGACUUCAAAAGCCAUCUGGUGGAGCAUCCACAGGCAAGGCCACAAACUUCUAGGGUGUCUUAGCAACGGCCUCACGUCUUGCCUACUGUUGUAUCUCUAGUGCCAUUUACUCAGGACUUCCAGUGAAGUAUGAGAAACAUGCCCCAUAAUUGAAAGAGGAACAGAAACACACUAUUUUAGCCUAUCAGUCAAGAAGCUGCCAUAACUUAUUCUUUGCUGUGGAUCCAGGGAAC
This is a messenger RNA of Chionomys nivalis (European snow vole), 2295 nucleotides long. RefSeq names its product WEE2 oocyte meiosis inhibiting kinase (gene Wee2). NCBI's taxonomy places the organism in Eukaryota, Metazoa, Chordata, Mammalia, Rodentia, Cricetidae. Gene Ontology annotation, biological process: regulation of meiosis I; protein phosphorylation. The record is from RefSeq and is a predicted model, not a curated record. Gene Ontology annotation, molecular function: ATP binding; protein kinase activity.